Molecule: messenger RNA, 1012 nt
Organism: Aspergillus welwitschiae
Lineage: Eukaryota; Fungi; Ascomycota; Eurotiomycetes; Eurotiales; Aspergillaceae
Product: putative DRAP deaminase
Exons: 1
Coding region: 123-845 (240 amino acids)
Molecular function (GO): catalytic activity
Source: RefSeq, a predicted model, not a curated record
GAUAAAAGUAACUAAACUUGAUAUCUAUGCGGUCAUAACCCCUCACUCUAUCACUUAUUCCCCUCCCUGUCUCUCUACACAGUAACACCUACAAUACCCAACACAACCACACAACCACAAAAAUGGCCACCACUACCACUGACCCCAACAAGAAGGGCAUCCCCAGCACCCCCCACCUCCACUACAUGACCCAAUGCCUCGCCCUCGCCCGCAAAGCCCCCGCCCUCCCAACCAACUUCCGCGUCGGCGCCCUCCUCCUCAGCCGCAGCACAACCGACACCGCACCCACCUACUCCUCCGACAUCCUCCUCUCAACCGGCUACACAAUGGAAUUAGCCGGUAACACGCACGCCGAACAAUGCUGUCUAUCCAACUACGCCUCUGUGCACGGCGUACCCGACGAGCAAGUCCACACUGUUCUUCCCCACAAUGACCCCGAGAGGAAACUUGUUAUGUACGUGACCAUGGAGCCCUGCGGGAAGAGACUCUCGGGCAAUGCGCCGUGCGUGGAGAGAAUCAUCAAUACGAGACAAGGUGGGGAGGGACGGGGCAUUCAGAAGGUGUAUUUCGGGGUGAAGGAGCCUGGGACGUUUGUGGGGGAGUCGGAGGGGGUGAGGAGGUUGGAGGAGGCCGGGGUGGAGUGGGAGGUUGUGCCGGGCUUGGAGAGAGAGAUUUUGGAGGUUGCGGUUGAGGGACAUGAGAAGGAGAAGAGGGAAGAGGAGGUGAGGAGCGCGUUGGAGGGGGUGAAGACGGAUAUUGAGCCGAGUGAGGAGGAGAGGAGGAGGCAGGAGACGCAGCCGAGGAAUCCGAAAAAGAGGAUGAUGGAGGGGGAGAUGAUGAUGUAGACUUUUCCUGUACAUUAGGUUUGGUAAUGGGGUGGGGAGGUGUUGAGUUGAUGCCGCUGGCGGUAUUGUCUGUGUAUACAUGUGUAUAGUGGGUGAAAGUUUGGAUGCACAGCCUACGAAUUUGAAGAGAAAUAAACAUGGAUAGCUUCCGGAUUGAUGUUUGAGAA